AUCGGUUGCUAUCAUAUGGUCCAUGACAGGCUUUCGCAUACCAUCACUGCAUCACUAUGACACACAUCCCAAAAUAGCGUACCAAACACUGAAUGCUGUUAAUGGACCACUUCUCGUCGUAGACGAUGUGAAAUUUCCCGUUUAUGGAGGAGUUGUUCGUAUAAAAAUGAGAGAUGGCAGGACAAGAAUUGGACAGAUUUUGGAAACUCAUGGAAACAAAGCGAUUAUUCAGGAACUUUGA
Cylicocyclus nassatus is the source of this 241-nucleotide messenger RNA. The record is from the annotation of a GenBank genome assembly. Lineage: Eukaryota; Metazoa; Nematoda; Chromadorea; Rhabditida; Strongylidae.